This is a messenger RNA of Adineta steineri, 1041 nucleotides long. The record is from the annotation of a GenBank genome assembly. NCBI's taxonomy places the organism in Eukaryota, Metazoa, Rotifera, Eurotatoria, Adinetida, Adinetidae.
AUGGCAGCUGCAGCGCAAGAAGCAAAUAUGGCUGUAUGGCAUGAUCGAGAAAUUCGAUUUGAUGUUCAUCCGAAUGAUAUAAAAUGUCGAUCAGGUGAAUUUAUUAUUGACACACUUAGUUCAGUUGAAGAUACAAAAGGAAAUAAUGGUGACAAGGGGAAGCUGACUAUUACUAAUAUUCGUCUUAUCUGGCAUAGUCAUGCAUCAGCACGUAUCAAUCUUUCUAUUGGUCUUUAUUGCAUUGUUACAAUUACUGUUCGAAAUGCUAAAUCUAAACUUCGUGGUAGUACUGAAUCGUUAUAUCUUCUAACAAAAUCAGGUUCAUCACGUUAUGAAUUUAUUUUCACUAAUCUUGUUGCUGGUUCAAGUGCAAUGCUUAAUUCGGUUGUUGCUGUUCAUAAAGCAUAUGAUUCUACACGUCUUUAUCGUGAAAUUCGUCUGCGAUCAUCAUUACUUAAUAAAGGUCAAUUACGUCUUUUACCUAAAGAACGUUUACAUAAUCGAUAUAAUGGAGUUUGGAAUCUUUCAUCUGAUCAAGGUAAUCUAGGUAUUUUCCAUAUAACAGAUGUUCGUCUUAUCUGGCAUGCCGAAUUAAAUGAAAAUUUUAAUGUUAGUGUACCAUAUUAUCAAACGAAAACUAUUAAAAUUCGUGAUUCAAAAUUUGGUUUAGCACUUGUUGUUGAAACAACACCAUAUAGUGGAAAUUAUUUACUUGGUUUUCAAAUCGCACCGGAAGAAAAACUACGAGAAGUGCAUAAAGAAAUUACUACACUUCAUAAGAGUUAUUUUGCAAAUCCAGAAUUUGGUGUAGAAUUUUCAAUAGAAGAUCAACAAUCUGAUCAACCAGCAACACGUUUAGAAAGUAAAGUAGAUGAUAUCGAAAUCUUACAAAGUCGAGAACAUACAGAUUCAUAUGCAACAUAUUUAACUGAUGCAGGUAAACGUGAUCGGGACCCUGUUUAUUCAGAUGAACUUGGAUUGGCUAUUGAAAAAUUACCACAAGGAUAUACUUUGAGUAGUCUUUGGGAUAUUCUCUCUUAA